Molecule: messenger RNA, 1842 nt
Organism: Sitophilus oryzae (rice weevil)
Lineage: Eukaryota; Metazoa; Arthropoda; Insecta; Coleoptera; Curculionidae
Product: cytokine receptor-like factor 3
Exons: 6
Coding region: 305-1579 (424 amino acids)
Molecular function (GO): protein binding
Source: RefSeq, a predicted model, not a curated record
UUGACAUAAGAUUAAAAGAUAUCUAUAAUAACCUCUAAAUAAUUUUCAACUUUCUGACUCUGUUUCUGAUUUGUUUUAGAUUUUUUAGAAUUUGAUUUUUCCAUAGACUUUCCUGGGAAUGCAGGGAAUAUUACGUCUAUUAUCCAUGGCAGGCAAAAAUAAACUAUAACAUGACUAUAACUACUAUAGUAUGUAUUUUACUGUCAGUUUACUUCACUAAUUGACGCUUAAAAAUACUGAAACUUUUGAUUUCAAAUCAGUGUUAAUUACCUCUUCACAAUUUUAAUCAUUGAUAUACAUAAACAUGGAGAUGGAAAUAGCUGAAACAAUAGUAUCUGCAACAAAAUAUUUGAAGAACUUAACUGGUUUACAAGACGAAAUUCGGAAAGCUGAAAAACAGAUACUAACAACCUUUGACGAAACAUCUAAUAAUAUUAAGUCGACAUUUUCUAAUUUGAGGAAGGUUUUAAGCGAUAUUUUAACCAAACGCGAAGAAGACUUGUUACAGAAAGCUGAAGAGGCAAAAAAUGAUGGUUUAGUGCCACUUGUUGAGUGCUCAAAUAUUAUCAAAAGAAGUAUUGAAUCCACAACAAAUUUAAUUCACCAAGGAAGCACGAUAAAUGGCAUUGCAUCUCAAGAUUUUGUUUCUGACUUUCUAGAUAAAGGCAAUCUUUUAGGUAUAUUGCCUGAGCUGCCAGAAGCUAAAGAAGUGCCUUAUAUAUCAUUUUUGUUUGACCCAAUGUAUGAAAGUGAUUUAAAAAAUGUUUGUGUUAAUAUUGGUGAAGUUUUUCGGGUUGCACCAAUACAAAUUCAAAAACUGACUCCAAAACCUGGAGCUCUGUUAAUAGAAUGGCAACAGAAAUAUGAUACUGGUGAUGAUAGAGUCAAAGAUAUUCAGGAAUUUAGACUUCAGAGAGCUUUUGGAGAUGUGACGAAACAGAAAAAUACCGUAAACUUUUUGGAUUGCUAUAGAGGACUAGACACUCAAUUCUUGCUCAGAGAUAUACAGAUUUGCCAACCUUAUUCUUUCAGAAUAUGUUGCAAGUUUGAUGGAUUCACAGUGUGGAGUCCAUGGUCUGUUCCACAAGUUGGUAUAACAACUUUAAAAUGGUAUUCUUGGGAAGCAUCAGAAGAUUCUGUAUUAACAAAUGAUAAUAAAAUUGCAAAGGUGGAAAGCAGUCUAGGAAAAAUAGUUUAUUCGGAUGGAGCACAAGUCAGUUUUAGUGAUUCCCUUGAAUUUACUAUUCUAGAUGUAGACCAGAGAUUUGAAGCUGCUAUUGCUGUGAUUCAGAGUAGGAAUAAAAAUUGUAGUAUAUUAAAGGAAUAUAAUGAUGGUAUAUUUUUAAUAGAUAGUAAUGGAAAAAUAUUUAUUGAUGGUGUAGAAAAGUCAACUGUCUUGCCAAAAUUUGCCAAAGGCUUAAAGGUGGGCUUUUCAUUAGAGAAAAUAUCUGAUGACAAAAUUCUAGUUAAUCUGGAUUCAAAUGAGAAAAGAGUGACAUAUCAUUGGUGUCUGAAUGAUGGCUCAAAAUUAUAUUUUGCUGCUCAUUUAGCCUCUCAAUGGAAAAUCAUGGUUGAAUAAGUUAUAUUUUUACUACUACAUACGUUUUACCUAUUUUAUUUCAAGAAUUUCUUCGUUAUGUUAAAAACAGUAUUUCAUAAUCCUGAAACAUUUCCUCUAUGAUGCUUUUAUACAAUUUUUAAUACGUAAUAUACAAUACUUCGUAAAUAUUUAAUUAUGAGAUUAACUAAUUUAUAUGUUUAUUGAACUAAUUAAUUGUAAGUAAUUAAGUACCACUGUUGGUUAUGAACCUAUUCGAUUAAAUAAAGAAAUGUAUUUAUAUG